Molecule: messenger RNA, 1743 nt
Organism: Sordaria macrospora k-hell
Lineage: Eukaryota; Fungi; Ascomycota; Sordariomycetes; Sordariales; Sordariaceae
Source: RefSeq, a predicted model, not a curated record
AUGUCGUCUUCACAGAAUCAUUACAUUGGCAUUGAUGUCGGAACAGGCUCAGUCCGUGCCUGUAUCAUCGACUCGACGGGCGAUAUCAAGGCCCUCGCGACCCAAAACAUCAAGCUAUGGACCCCUUCCUCGGGCUAUGAAGGCUCGCAUUAUGAACAAUCAACAACAGACAUCUGGAACGCCAUCUGUUACUGCGUGAAGCAGGUGUUGGCCGAGUCCAAAGUGGACCCGAACUCGGUAAAAGGAAUCGGAUUCGAUGCCACCUGCUCGCUGGCCGUUUUCACCCACGACACAAGCGAACCUGUGCCCGUAACCGGGCCGGAUUUCAAGAACGACGGCAAUGACAGGAACGUCAUCUUGUGGCUCGACCACCGCCCCUUGGCCGAGGCGGAGAAAAUCAACAACACCAACCACAACUUGCUCCGUUAUGUCGGCGGCAAGAUGAGCGUGGAAAUGGAGAUCCCCAAGGUCCUCUGGCUCAAGAACAACAUGCCGCCCGAGCUGUUUGCCCGCUGCAAGUUCUUCGAUUUGACGGAUGCCUUGACCUACCUGGCGACUGGGAAAGAGACCCGAAGCUUCUGCAGCACUGUUUGUAAGCAAGGGUUUGUGCCCGUGGGCGUCGAUGGUAGUGUGAAGGGGUGGCAAGAGGACUUUUAUGAGACCAUUGGUCUGGGCGACCUCGUGAAGGAUAAUUUCGUCAGGAUGGGCGGCGUUGACGGGGUAAACGGCUAUUGGAUGAGCGCUGGUGAGCUUGUUGGCGGCUUGUCUGAAGAGGCAGCCCAGCAACUGGGCCUGCCCGCUGGAAUUGCCAUCGGUAGUGGUGUUAUCGAUGCAUACGCCGGGUGGAUUGGAACAGUUGGAGCCAAGGUUGAGCUCUCGCCGGAUCAACUCGGCGACAAUGUAGCACCCAACGACGUAUCGCAGGCCUUUACCCGUUUAGCUGCCGUUGCUGGCACAUCGACCUGCCAUCUCGCCAUGUCUAAGGGUCCGGUUUUCGUACCCGGAGUUUGGGGCCCGUACCGAGAUGUUCUGCUCCCGGGCUAUUGGAUGGCUGAGGGAGGUCAGUCGGCCACAGGCGAGCUCAUGAAGCACAUGCUGGAGACGCAUGUCGCUUAUGAUGAAACCCUCAAGAAAGCCGAAGCUGCUGGGAAGAACAUCUACGAUUACCUCAACGAACACCUCAAGGAGAUGGCCAAGAAGGCCAAUGCGCCAUCCAUCUCAUACCUGGUCCGCCACUUCUUCUUUUACGGUGACCUCUGGGGCAACCGAUCGCCUAUUGCUGACCCUAACAUGCGCGGCGCCAUGAUUGGUAUGAGCAACGACAAGAGCAAGGACGGCAUGGCUCUGCUAUACUACUCCACAAUGGAGUUCAUCGCCCUCCAGACGCGGCAGAUCGUCGAGGCCAUGAACGCUGCCGGACAAACCAUCAAGAGCAUCUUCAUGUCAGGCAGCCAGUGCCAAAACGAGAUUCUGAUGGACCUGAUCGCCACGGCAUGCGACAUGCCCGUCUUGAUCCCCGUUACCGCCAAGCCAGAUGGCACGACCGAGCCUCUGUGGGACAUCAUGGACCGCAUGAGCAAGCCGGGCAAGACCAUCUGGUCGCGCGGUGAUGCUGCGGAGAAGAAGCUGCUGGAUGCCAAGUACGAGAUCUUCCUUGAUCAGGCGAGGACGCAGCAGGAGUAUAGAAAGAAGGUUGAUGCGGCGCUUAAGGGGUCAUCGCUUGAGGGUCAAGAGGCCAACUAA